Messenger RNA from Paramisgurnus dabryanus, 1158 nucleotides. RefSeq lists its product as uncharacterized. The record is from RefSeq and is a predicted model, not a curated record. NCBI's taxonomy places the organism in Eukaryota, Metazoa, Chordata, Actinopteri, Cypriniformes, Cobitidae.
AGGAAUAUCUUUAGUCUACAUUGGUUUUGUCUCCUUCAUCGCUCUUGGUCUCAUCAUCAUGACAACUGCAGUGAUAUUGACCACCAUUAAGAGCAAAAAUAAGGAAGUUUGGAUUUAUUUUCAGUAAGGAAAUCAUCUCAAGUUUAUUUUUCUGAGGUCAGACAUUUUUUCACAAGAAAUAAAAUGUGAAGUGAAAAUUACUGAGCAGCAGUCUAGUGUUUUAUGCUGUGAUAAAGAGUUACAAAAGAUGAAGUCUGUCUUUAUUUCUCUUUUGUUGGUCAGUUGGUUAACUUUAGAGACAUGUCAAGAUAUGACAGAUGCAUAUUAUGAUAUCGAAUAUAUAACUGCUGACUAUGAUUAUGUACCAGUGACAAGAGUCCCGGUGCCUCCGAAUAUUACAGUGUACCAUCAGGUGGACGACAGAGAACAUGUGAUAGUGAUGUGCACAUUUGAAAGUGGGAUUCAUUGGUUUGGCUGGAGCUCUUGUGAGCUAUCUGUGAAAACUGAACAUAACUACACCCUGGAUAAAAUUAGAAACAGAGAUGAUGUGAAUUUAUUUGUGGUCACAGUGAACCCACCUGUUUCCUUUACCUGUAUGUGUAUGACUACAUUUAAUGAAAACAUCACAUACAGUGAGGCUUACAUUUUCGAUCAAUCUGGCAACUUGAAUAUUCAAGUUCGUAAGGGCUCAGAUCAUCAUGGGGAAGGAGUUUCUUUAGUCUACAUAGGUUUUGUCUCUUUCAUCACUCUUGGCCUCAUCAUCAUGAUUGCUGCAGUGAUAUUGACCACCAUUAAGAGCAAUACUAAAGGAGCCUCGCCCAACAUCACAGUUAUCAACAAUGACUAUGAGGAUGCAUAAAUAAUCUUGUGGCUUUCUGAAGGAAGAAAAACUGAGAGAAAGGAGAAGUUAGAUUAAUAUGUUUGGCAUGGUUCAAGUUUUCUACAAGUACUUCAUUCACAACCAUUAACACCCAGAUUACUCUCUACUAAAGAUGACAUGUUGUUAAUCUCAUUUGGUCAAUUUAAAUUUGUGUAUUACAGUAAAUGUAAUGUUACUGUUUCUGUUAGAUGAAAUGCUGAUGUUUGCAUGUGUUUACAGAUAAGAAAUUUCAUGUUAAGCAUCUUUUGAUGAAACAAAAUAAAAUACAAUUAAAAAUA